Messenger RNA from Pyrus x bretschneideri (Chinese white pear), 680 nucleotides. RefSeq names its product glucose-6-phosphate 1-dehydrogenase, cytoplasmic isoform-like. The coding region runs from base 31 to 375 and encodes 114 amino acids. Gene Ontology annotation, molecular function: NADP binding; glucose-6-phosphate dehydrogenase activity. Lineage: Eukaryota; Viridiplantae; Streptophyta; Magnoliopsida; Rosales; Rosaceae. The transcript has 3 exons. The record is from RefSeq and is a predicted model, not a curated record. Gene Ontology annotation, biological process: glucose metabolic process; pentose-phosphate shunt, oxidative branch. Gene Ontology annotation, cellular component: cytosol.
UCGUGUUGAGCAUGUUCACUUACCAGCUCAAUGUCUGUUAUGCAGGUGAAGCAGCCUGGACUUGAGAUGUCAACUGUCCAAAGUGAAUUAGACUUGUCAUACGGGCAACGUUAUCAAGGGGUAACUAUCCCGGAGGCUUAUGAACGUCUAAUUCUUGACACAAUAAGAGGCGAUCAACAACAUUUUGUGCGAAGAGACGAGUUGAAGGCGGCGUGGGAAAUCUUCACCCCUCUUCUGCACAGGAUUGACAAUGGUGAAGUAAAGCCGCUUCCAUACCAACCAGGCAGUCGGGGUUCUGCAGAAGCAGAUGCACUGCUGGAAAAAGUUGGUUACGUACAAACACAUGGCUACAUAUGGAUCCCUCCUACCUUGUAGAAUGCUCGUCUUUCUAACCAGCCCAGGCGUGCCCUUCUGCAGUGUGCCGGAAAACUGUUGUUUUUACAUUGUCAGCUUUUCUAAGCUAUGCAACCAGAAUAAGAGUGCAGUAUGAUAUGUGUCUUCAAAAGACCUAAACGCCGGCGUUUUUACGAGGGUGUGUCGAUAGGGGUCACACGAAAUGGACUUGUUGAAGAGUGUUUUGUUCCUAUUAAAACAUGAACAAAUGUUGGGAGGGGAGAAACUCUAAACUCGAAUGCAGAAUCUCGGAUGCAUAGAUAAAUAAAAGAGUUGAUUGCUGGUCC